This is a messenger RNA of Nannospalax galili (Upper Galilee mountains blind mole rat), 1568 nucleotides long. RefSeq names its product acetyl-CoA acetyltransferase 1 (gene Acat1). Gene Ontology annotation, molecular function: acetyl-CoA C-acetyltransferase activity. The record is from RefSeq and is a predicted model, not a curated record. NCBI's taxonomy places the organism in Eukaryota, Metazoa, Chordata, Mammalia, Rodentia, Spalacidae. Gene Ontology annotation, biological process: fatty acid beta-oxidation. The coding region runs from base 83 to 1357 and encodes 424 amino acids. The transcript has 12 exons.
CGGAGCCUGCCUGGGCUGCCAGGUCCGUGGGUCCGGCUGCCUGAGGUUGUCUUUGCCCUUGAGAAAUUUCCUGCCGGUGACCAUGGCUGUGCUGGCGGCUCUGCGCUGCGGCGUCCGCGGCCCUCUGCUUCGCGGGCUGCUGCAGGAAAUAAGAUGCAUGGGGCGAAGUUAUGUCUCAAAACCUUCUUUGAAUGAAGUGGUUAUAGUAAGUGCUACAAGAACACCCAUUGGAUCCUUCCUGGGCAGCCUUGCCUCUGUGCCAGCCACCAAGCUUGGUUCUAUUGCAAUUCAGGGAGCCAUUGAAAAGGCAGGGAUUCCAAAGGAAGAAGUGAAAGAAGCCUAUAUGGGUAAUGUCAUCCAAGGAGGCGAAGGGCAGGCCCCUACCAGGCAAGCAGUGCUGGGCGCAGGUUUACCUAUCUCUACUCCAUGCACCACUGUCAACAAGGUUUGUGCUUCAGGAAUGAAAGCCAUCAUGAUGGCCUCUCAAAAUCUUAUGUGUGGACAUCAGGAUGUGAUGGUGGCAGGCGGGAUGGAGAGCAUGUCUAAUGUCCCAUAUGUAAUGAGCAGAGGAGCCACACCGUAUGGCGGGGUAAAGCUCGAAGAUUUGAUUGUAAAAGAUGGGCUAACUGAUGUCUACAAUAAAAUUCAUAUGGGCAACUGUGCUGAGAAUACUGCAAAGAAGCUGAGUAUUGCCCGAGGGGAGCAGGACACUUAUGCAAUCAACUCUUACACCAGAAGUAAAGAAGCCUGGGAUGCUGGAAAGUUUGUAAAUGAAGUGGUUCCUGUCACAAUUACAGUAAAAGGUAAACCUGAUGUGGUGGUGAAAGAAGAUGAAGAAUACAAGCGUGUUGAUUUUAGUAAAGUUCCAAAGCUGAAGACUGUGUUCCAAAAAGAAAAUGGCACGGUAACAGCUGCCAAUGCAAGCACACUGAACGAUGGAGCCGCUGCUGUGGUUCUUAUGACUGCAGAUGCAGCUAAGAGGCUCAAUGUGAAGCCAUUGGCGCGAAUAGCAGCAUUUGCUGAUGCUGCUGUAGAUCCUAUUGAUUUUCCUGUUGCACCUGCAUAUGCUGUACCUAAGGUUCUUAAAUAUGCAGGACUGAAAAAAGAAGACAUUGCUAUGUGGGAAAUAAACGAAGCUUUCAGUGUGGUUGUGCUAGCCAACAUCAAAAUGCUAGAGAUUGAUCCCCAAAAAGUGAAUGUCCAUGGAGGGGCUGUUUCUCUGGGACAUCCAAUUGGGAUGUCUGGAGCCCGGAUCAUUGUUCAUUUGGUUCAUGCCUUGAAACAAGGAGAGUUUGGUCUUGCCAGUAUUUGCAAUGGAGGAGGAGGCGCUUCCGCUCUGCUGAUUGAGAAGGUGUAGACAACUCCUGUUGUUGGAGGAGACAACCCUAUGUGACCAGAAACCCAGCUCUGAUGAAUGUGACUCCCCAGGCCAGCUUAUAGUCAACAAAGGCUGCAUCAUUUUUUAUUAUUUUCUAUUAAAAAAUUUUUUAAUAAUAAAAUGAUCACAUCCCAAACCUUUUGAAAUUACAAAUAAAUUUUUCUUCUCCUUUAAUUUUUUGGUAAUCUUU